CAGCCCCCGCCUCACGCCCUCCUCCCGCAGGGCUCCGCGCCCUCGCAUGGAGGCGAUGCCCUGUCAGACACAGCGGCUCGGCCCGCGGCCGCCCGAGGAGCCGCAGCAGCAAACGACGGCGACAGCGACGGCGACAGCGGGAGGAGGCUCCCGGUUGAUCCGCUUUGCGGAGCCCAGCGAGGACAGCGGUUGUCCCAGCCCGGACAGCAGCAGCAGCAGCAACGGGGUUGAGGCGGCGCCGGCUGCCACGCCGAUCGCCGCUGAGGAGAGCACCGCGGUGACCAUCGGGCCACAGCUGAAGCUGCUGCCGAUGAACGACCAACUCCGGGAGCUCCAGACCAUCAUCAGGGACAAGAAAUCCAGUAGAGGAGACUUCGUGUUUUCUGCUGAUCGUCUGAUCAGGCUGGUGGUUGAAGAGGGACUGAACCAACUGCCAUACACAGAAUGUACUGUCACUACUCCAACAGGACACAAGUACGAAGGCGUCCGCUUCGAGAAGGGGAACUGCGGUGUCAGCAUCAUGAGGAGCGGUGAGGCCAUGGAGCAGGGGUUGAGAGAUUGCUGCAGAUCCAUCCGCAUCGGGAAAAUCCUGAUCCAGAGCGACGAGGAGACUCAGAGAGCCAAGGUCUACUAUGCCAAGUUCCCCCCAGACAUCUACAGGAGGAAAGUUCUUCUGAUGUACCCAAUACUAAGUACUGGCAAUACAGUCAUUGAGGCUGUCAAAGUGCUUGUGGAACAUGGGGUCCAACCAAGUGUCAUUAUCCUGCUCAGCCUGUUCUCCACACCUCAUGGUGCCAAAUCCAUCAUCCAGGAGUUCCCAGAGAUCACCAUUUUAACCACAGAGGUUCACCCUGUGGCCCCAACACACUUCGGACAGAAGUAUUUUGGAACAGACUGAUGAUACACUCGGGACAAACACCUCAGACUGCAUGAUGGUACAAGAGGGUUUGGUUUGUUGUUUGUUUGGUUUUUUUUUUUUCUAUGUUCUAUUAUUGUCGAGUUGGCUGAGGGCAUGUCUAAAAAUCCUUUUGGCCAAAGGGAAAUACUUGACUUGGAUCAGUUCUGGUGAGUUUCUGCCUGAACAGGGGAUCAGGGACAGUAACCAAGCACUCUGCCAUGACACAGUCCAGCAUCUCAGUGUCGGAGUCGUACAAAUUGCUACACUCUGCUUUAACUUAUUUAUUCUUCUAUGAGCCUGUCUGGUGGCUGCUUGAAAGAGCAAAAUAAACCAGCUACAUUAUGAA
Messenger RNA from Calypte anna (Anna's hummingbird), 1244 nucleotides. RefSeq names its product uracil phosphoribosyltransferase homolog (gene UPRT). NCBI's taxonomy places the organism in Eukaryota, Metazoa, Chordata, Aves, Apodiformes, Trochilidae. The record is from RefSeq and is a predicted model, not a curated record. The transcript is spliced from 7 exons. The coding region runs from base 47 to 898 and encodes 283 amino acids.